Molecule: messenger RNA, 1428 nt
Organism: Pipistrellus nathusii (Nathusius's pipistrelle)
Lineage: Eukaryota; Metazoa; Chordata; Mammalia; Chiroptera; Vespertilionidae
Source: the annotation of a GenBank genome assembly
AUGGGGGCUCCAGAAAUAAGAAUGUCUAAGCCCCUGGAGGCCGAGAAGCAAGGUCUGGACUCCCCGCCAGAGCACACAGACACUGAACGAAAUGGACCCGACACUAACCACCAGAACCCCCAGAAUAAGACCUCCCCGUUCUCCGUGUCCCCAACUGGCCCCGGCACCACCAAGAUCAAGGCUGAAGACCCCAGCGGCGACUCAGCCCCAGCAGCACCCCCGCCCCCCCAGCCGGCUCAGCCGCAUCUGCCCCAGGCCCAGCUCAUGCUGACGGGCAGCCAGCUCGCCGGGGACAUACAGCAGCUUCUCCAGCUCCAGCAGCUGGUGCUUGUGCCGGGCCAUCACCUCCAGCCCCCUGCUCAGUUCCUGCUGCCGCAGGCCCAGCAGAGUCAGCCAGGCCUGCUACCGACGCCAAAUCUAUUCCAGCUACCUCAGCAAACCCAGGGGGCUCUUCUGACCUCCCAGCCCCGGGCCGGGCUGCCCACGCAGGCUGUGACCCGCCCCACGCUGCCCGACCCGCACCUCUCGCACCCGCAGCCCCCCAAAUGCUUGGAGCCACCCUCCCACCCCGAGGAGCCCAGUGACCUGGAGGAGCUGGAGCAGUUCGCCCGCACCUUCAAGCAACGCCGCAUCAAGCUGGGCUUCACGCAGGGUGACGUGGGCCUGGCCAUGGGCAAGCUCUACGGCAACGACUUCAGCCAGACGACCAUCUCCCGCUUCGAGGCCCUUAACCUGAGCUUCAAGAACAUGUGCAAACUCAAGCCGCUCCUGGAGAAGUGGCUCAACGACGCAGAGACUAUGUCUGUGGACUCCAGCCUGCCCAGCCCCAACCAGCUGAGCAGCCCCAGCCUGGGCUUCGAUGGGCUCCCGGGCCGGAGACGCAAGAAGAGGACCAGCAUUGAGACAAACGUCCGCUUCGCCUUAGAGAAGAGUUUUCUAGCGAACCAGAAGCCUACCUCAGAGGAGAUCCUGCUGAUCGCGGAGCAGCUGCACAUGGAGAAGGAAGUGAUCCGCGUCUGGUUCUGCAACCGGCGCCAGAAGGAGAAACGCAUCAACCCCUGCAGCGCGGCCCCUAUGCUGCCCAGCCCCGGGAAGCCGGCCAGCUACAGCCCCCACCUGGUCACACCCCAAGGGAGUGCUGGGACCUUGCCGAUGUCCCAAGCUUCCAGCAGUCUGAGCACAACAGUUACUACCUUAUCCUCAGCUGUGGGGACGCUCCACCCCAGCCGGACAGCCGGAGCGGGUGGGGGCGGGGGCGGGGCCGCGCCCCCCCUCAAUUCCAUCCCUUCUGUCACUCCCCCACCCCCGGCCACCACCAACAGCACAAAUCCCAGCCCUCAAGGCAGCCAUUCGGCUAUCGGCUUGUCGGGCCUGAACCCCAGCGCGGGCCCUGGCCUCUGGUGGAACCCUGCCCCUUACCAGCCUUGA